CUCGUUCCCUCUCGAGCUCUCCGGUAACCUUCGUUGAUUUAUAUCCUCUUCGGACUGAUACUCUUUAGAUUUAUCCCCGUCAAAGUAGAAAAUUGACCCUAGAUUUGUCGGGUUCUACUUGUUGUUCCGAUUCGAGUUUAACGCGCUGUAACGUAAAAUCCCUAAUUUCGUUGUUUAUCAAACCACCAUUGUGAGGUGUAAUCUAUCGUACCUAUUCCUCAUGUGAUGAUUCAAUCGUUAAUUCGAAGUCCUUCUCGUAUUGCGUGAUCUGGGUGCAUUUGUGGGUUUUGAGGUCUCACAGAGGUUUGUAUCAAAGGCUCAAACUUUAACUUUGGUUCUUCAUCUGGUGAAUGUUAGUAUCUGGUUUUGUUAAAUCAAUGGAAAAGUCAGUCACGGUGGUGCAUAGGACUGUUGUGCUUGAGCCAUUUAUCAGGCUGGUGAGGCUUGUAGCAAGGGUUUUCUAUUUACACAAUACUCCGGAGAUCGAUACUCAACAGAAAUCUGCUAAAGGUGGCAGCGGAGAGAUUGCCGCUCUUCUGCUGGACGCGCUUGUGAGGCGGCAAUGGGUUAGAGAAGAAGACUUGGCAAAAGAGUUGAACCGGAAUGGCAAGGAACUUCGAAAAUUAAUUAGACAUUUUGAAGAACAAAAAUUUGUCGUGCGUUACCACAGGAAAGAGACUGCAAAGCGUGCGAAGAUGUAUAGUUUUGCAGUGGCUGCUACAACUUCUGGUCGAGCAGAAGACAACAUUAAGUUCCACACACACUCAUAUUGCUGCCUUGAUUAUGCACAGAUAUAUGAUGUUGUUCGUUAUAAACUGCACCGGAUGAAAAAAAAGUUCAAAGAUGAACUAGAAGAUAGGAAUACUGUUCAGGAGUAUGGCUGUCCUAACUGCAAAAGAAAAUAUAAUGCACUGGAUGCCCUGAGAUUAAUUUCUAUGGAAGACGAUUGUUUUCAUUGUGAAAGUUGCAAUGGUGAACUUGUUAUGGAAUGUAACAAGCUAACUUCCGAAGAAGCAGUAGAUGGAGGUGACAAUGCAAGGAGACGGCAGCGGGAGAAAAUAAAAGUUUGGCUUCAGAAUCUGGAGGUUGACCUGAAACCUCUGAUGGAUCAAAUAGAUAGAGUAAAAGACCUACCAUUUCCUGGCUUUGAACCUUUUCCGGCAUGGGAGGCUCGUGCAGCUAAGGCUGCUCGUGAAAAUGGUCUUCUUAACCCUGAUGAUCCUUUGAGGUCACAGGGUGGGUAUGGUUCAACACCAAUGCCAUUUCUCGGAGAAACAAAGGUUGAGGUCAACCUUGGUGAAGGAAAAGAAGAUGACAAAUCUAAAGUUGGAGAUUCUAGUCUGAAAGUCUUACCUCCAUGGAUGAUCAAGCAAGGCAUGAAUCUGACCGAGGAACAAAGAGGAGAGAUGAGACAGGAACCAAAGGUUGAUGGAGGAGCAGCAAAAUUUUCAGAUGACAAGAAAUCAGUCAUGGGAAAUGGCGAUGAUGAUAAGGAUUUAAAGGAUGAGUACGUCAAAGCUUACUAUGCCGCUCUACUAGAGCAGCAAGAGCUUGCUGAAAAGCUGAAUCAGCAAGAAUCUGCAGGCGAAUCAACCACAGCUACUACAUUCUCAGAUCGUGAGGUUGGUAUGAAGUCCAAACGUGAAGAAGAUGAAGAAGAAGAUGUUGAAUGGGAAGAAGAAGCUCCUGUUGCAGCCAAUGGAAACUACAAGGUGGAUUUGAAUGUGGAAGCAGAUGAAGCAGAAGAACCAGAAGAUGGUGGUGAAGAAGAUGACGAUGUUGAUUGGGAAGAAGGCUGAAAGCAAAUGGUUCAAAGUUCAGACUAGUACUCAUAGUUGUUAAUUGUCAUGUGCACUAAUAAAAGUCACUUCUUGUUAACUUAUUGAGAAUUCCGUCAGCUACACCAUUUUACAAAAGGUUGAAAGAAAGAUGGUUGAACGAGAUUUUCCAUUUUUUAA
Molecule: messenger RNA, 1958 nt
Organism: Capsella rubella
Lineage: Eukaryota; Viridiplantae; Streptophyta; Magnoliopsida; Brassicales; Brassicaceae
Product: general transcription factor IIE subunit 1
Exons: 10
Coding region: 351-1799 (482 amino acids)
Biological process (GO): transcription initiation at RNA polymerase II promoter; transcription open complex formation at RNA polymerase II promoter
Cellular component (GO): transcription factor TFIIE complex
Source: RefSeq, a predicted model, not a curated record